GCCCAUCUAACCCAGUUGACUGGACAUACACUCAUUUGGGCUCUCUAUACAAACAAACUACAGGGAAAAAUCUACUCAAAUGAAAUAAACAACCUCAAAAAGAAACAAAAUGACCCGCUCAAACGCAGUCACACCCGACUACUACGAAAUCCUCAACAUCCAAACCACAGGAAACGCCGCCCAAGUCUCCAAACAACAACUCAAACUCGCCUACCAUAAAGCCCUCCUAAAACACCAUCCAGACAAAGCCUCCUCCGUCGCAAACAGCGCCGACCUCCCCCGGUCCAACCACGACCUGUCGCGCGACAGCAAAGCCUACACAAUCGACGAGAUAACAACAGCCUACAAAACUCUCACCGACCCGCAGCUCCGCGCAGAAUAUGAUCGUGCUUUGCGACUAGACCGGGCGAAGAUUGUUGAGCGUGAGAAAACGGGUGCCGUAUUCCAUACUGGGCUGGAGGUGGUUGAUCUCGAGGACCUGGCUUGUGAGGAAGAAGGCGAUUCGGCUUUCUGGUACAGGGGCUGUCGGUGUGGUGAUGAGAAGGGGUUCUUGGUGUCGGAGGAGGAUCUGGAGAGGGAGGCUGAACAUGGAGAGAUUGUUAUUGGGUGUCGGGGGUGCAGUUUAUGGAUGAAGAUUUUGUUUGCGGUUGAGGAUGGUUGAAUGGUGCAUCGGACUGAGGAGAUUUAGACUUGAGUCGUGGCUUGCACUUUGCCAUGUGCCAUUCCAAAAUAUGGUCGCUUCGGCGCCGUGAUGCAAUACCGACCGUACCUUGAGUCGCGGGAUGCUUUGAGGCUUGUCUCAUGCAGAAACGCCCAGGGAAUAGGGCGAAGCAGUCCCGUUAACGACAUCAGAGUUGAACGACUUAAGGUUGAUAGAUCGCUGAGCUGGAAGUGCUGUCUCCGAGAUGAUCUGAGAGAGAAGGGGGAGGAAAUGUUCAUUUACAGUGUGCAUGAUAUCAGCAUACUGAGAGGCAUCCUUAGUGCAAUUGUAGUAUAUUGCACCAUGUACAGUGUGUGGUGCCAGAUAUAAAUCAUUGAGGCUUUUAUUUUAUUAUAUAUAUAUACA
This is a messenger RNA of Aspergillus caelatus, 1066 nucleotides long. Its product is annotated as diphthamide biosynthesis protein 4. The record is from RefSeq and is a predicted model, not a curated record. Bases 110 to 661 code for a protein of 183 amino acids. Lineage: Eukaryota; Fungi; Ascomycota; Eurotiomycetes; Eurotiales; Aspergillaceae. Gene Ontology annotation, molecular function: metal ion binding. The transcript has a single exon. Gene Ontology annotation, biological process: protein histidyl modification to diphthamide.